GCUCCUUCAAGAAUUCUGAAAUUGUAAGCUUGUGGCAGGAGAAAUCUUUUUAUUAGAACAAGUGUGUGUGCCUAUCUGAUUAACAGCUGUUGCUGGUAGUUGGAAUCCAACCCACAGCAUGGAUCAGGUCUUGUAUCCAUGGCAGCAGGGUAUUUAUUACAGUUCCUACCACUCUCCACCCAGGAUUGGCGGACUUUAGCCCUUAAUCAUAUCGAAAAGUAGGAGAACACAGGGACGGACUCUGACCAGCUGUUUUAAAAUAAAGGGGGGGGAGAUUCCUUAGCAAAUGGCAAAAUUUCUGUCCCAGGAUCAAAUUAAUGAAUUCAAGGAAUGCUUUUCUCUAUACGAUAAGAAACAGAAAGGCAAGAUAAAUGCCAGUGACCUGAUCACAGUGAUGCGGUGCUUGGGAACCAGCCCAACUCUAGGAGAGGUAGAGAGACAUCUUCAAGGGCAUAAAAUUGACAGAAAGGCAGAACUGGAUUUUUCCACUUUCCUGACCAUCAUGUACAGGCAAAGGCAGCAGGAAGACCCUGAGAAGGAAAUCAUGGCAGCCCUGGCAAUGACAGACAAGCAGAAGAAGGGUUUCAUCACCGCUUCUGAGCUGAGAGCUAAACUCACCAGGCUCGGAGAAAAGCUCUCAGAGGACGAAGUGGAUGAUCUUUUAAGAGAAGCUAACAUUGCACCAAAUGGGAUUGUGAAAUAUGAAGAAUUCAUCCACACCAUCACCCUUCCUCUUGCAGACUACUGAAUUUCAGAAUGACGAGACUGCAUCGGUAGGGAAGCAGGCAAGCUUUUCCAGCUUACAUUUUCCUGGAUCACUUUUGGGCUCACUGGAAUCAGCACUGCUAGCCUUUAAGGAGCAAUGUAUUGCCUUAUUAGAUUGAAGUAUUUAUGUUUGAACAGGUUUUUCCCAUUGCAAGGCCCGGCCACACCUUCCUUGUCAGUUGGAAUGGAGUGUUCAUGUCAAACACUGGAUGUAUUAUUUUAAAUGAAUUGAAUGCCAUGUUAUAUUGCAUAAAGCUCAUCAUGCUUACAAACCCACUCAUUAGUAAUUAGCAUUUUUAAAACAUGUUAUACUUUAAAGGGGACAGUUUUUGCAGAGUAAAAUCAGCUACCUACCUUAAUGUCACUGUGAGAUGGUUGUUCUUGAGAGUAAAAGGAAGAAAGAACAGCUAUUUGGUCUGACUCUGUGAGCCUGUGGUAGCCGACUAGUGCUUGUGUGUAAGGUAUCCUAGGGUGCUUGACUAUGCUACCCAUAAACCUUGGCAAGUUUGGAACGACCAUGCAUAUCGCUCGCACCACUGCCUGGAUACACACAACCCACCCACCAAUCGUCUUGCCAUUAUGGAGAAGCCGAGCCAACAUGCCAGUGGGAAGGGGAGCUCAGGACCCUGUUGGCUAUCUGGAUGAGGACA
Messenger RNA from Dermochelys coriacea (leatherback sea turtle), 1415 nucleotides. RefSeq names its product calmodulin like 4 (gene CALML4). Lineage: Eukaryota; Metazoa; Chordata; Testudines; Dermochelyidae. Gene Ontology annotation, cellular component: myosin II complex. The transcript is spliced from 5 exons. Bases 287 to 748 code for a protein of 153 amino acids. Gene Ontology annotation, molecular function: calcium ion binding. The record is from RefSeq and is a predicted model, not a curated record.